This is a messenger RNA of Ruditapes philippinarum (Manila clam), 2937 nucleotides long. Its product is annotated as ribosome-releasing factor 2, mitochondrial-like. Gene Ontology annotation, cellular component: mitochondrion. NCBI's taxonomy places the organism in Eukaryota, Metazoa, Mollusca, Bivalvia, Venerida, Veneridae. Gene Ontology annotation, molecular function: GTPase activity; GTP binding; translation elongation factor activity. Gene Ontology annotation, biological process: ribosome disassembly; mitochondrial translation. The record is from RefSeq and is a predicted model, not a curated record. Bases 84 to 2408 code for a protein of 774 amino acids. The transcript is spliced from 9 exons.
GGAAAAAAUGCGUCUAUGUGACACAGAUCAUAUUUUUAGUCUGAAAGUCACAUUUUUGCUGUAAAUAAAAGGUGACAAUAAAAAUGUUACUAUCGAGGUUUGCAUUACAUCCUCACAGGAUCAAGAUAUAUUCCAAGAAACGUGGUAUUAAUCCAAUUAUAUGUCAAUGGAGCAGCAAUAUUCAUUCAACAGUCUCCAUUCAAUCUCAACAUGCUCCACAUAAACCAAAAGAAGACAUUCAUUCCAUUAGAAACAUAGGAAUAAUGGCACAUAUUGAUGCAGGAAAAACUACAACAACUGAACGCAUGCUGUAUUACUCAGGUUUUUCUAAACAUCUUGGUGAUGUAGACAGAGGAGAUACAGUGACUGAUUAUAUGGAUGAGGAAAGAGAGAGGGGUAUCACUAUCGUUUCUGCAGCAGUAACAUUAUUCUGGAAUAAACAUAAAAUCAAUCUGAUUGAUACACCAGGUCAUGUAGACUUUACUGUGGAAGUGGAACGAUCAUUGAGGGUACUUGAUGGUGCAGUAGCUGUGUUGGAUGCAUCUGCAGGUGUUGAAGCACAAACUUUGACUGUAUGGAGACAAGCAAAUCGGUACAAUAUUCCUCGCAUAAUAUUCCUAAAUAAAAUGGACAAACUUGGCGCUAAUUUCAACAUGUGUCUGAAAUCUAUCAAAGAUCGUCUUCAUGUAAUCCCUAUUCCUAUAAAUUUACCUAUUGGAAAGGAAAAAACAUUUACUGGUAUAGUUGAUUUAGUGACAUUAGAACAGAUUUUAUGGAACCCUUCAAUUUCACAGGAUGGAAGCAAAUUUACCAAGGAUAGUAUAGACCUGUCAGAAAUUGACUCUUUUUCAGAAGCAAUUUCAAAUGCAAGAGCUACUCUGAUUGGUCAAUUAGCCGAGUAUGAUGACAAAAUAGCUGGGCAUGUUUUAAAUGAUGUAAAAUAUGAAGAUAUACCUACAAAUGACAUCCAGGCUGCUCUUAGAAAUCUAACUUUAUCAUGUAAAGCAGUUUUAGUUCUAUGUGGAAGUUCAAAAAGGAACAUUGCAGUUCAGCCAUUGAUGGAUGCUAUAGUGAGUUACCUCCCUUGCCCGUCAGACAUUCAAUAUCCUUUCCUGCAGUACUAUAGUAAUCAUCUGUGUGCGCUAGCAUUUAAGAUUGUCCAUGAAAAACAUAGAGGUGCUUUAACAUAUGUUAGAAUAUAUGGAGGUGCAUUAAAGGCUGGUUCAAAUCUGUACAAUGUUAACCUUGGCAAUACGGAGAAGAUUGGGAAUUUUGAUUUAUAUCAGGUGAAUGCAGAUGAAUAUAAACAGAUUAAAGAGUCAGGACCUGGAAAUAUUGUCUGUAUUGCUGGACUUACAAAGGUUAAAACUGGUGACACUUUGACCAGUAAUGCUGCUGCAGCGAAAGAGGCAGCAUCAAUCUACAAGAAGACCAUAUCAUCAUCAGAAAAAAAACAUAAAGAAAGUGACAAUGACAUAGAAAUAGAUGAUGAGGAAGAGAGUGUUGAUGGACCAGUUCUGGCAGGACUUGACGUCCCACAACCUGUAUUCUUCUGUUCUAUUGAGGCACCAAGUCUGUCCAAGCAGAAUGACAUGGAAAAGGCUUUAGAGAAACUGCAGAGGGAAGACCCAAGUCUCCAGGUGACUGUAGAUAAAGAUACAAGUCAGAUGAUAUUGGCUGGGAUGGGGGAGCUGCAUUUAGAGGUUAUAAAACAUAGGCUGGAGAAGGAAUAUGGAGUUGAUGCUUACCUGGGUCCUUUACAGAUUGCUUACAGGGAAAUGAUUGGUACAGCAGUGGAGCAUACAUCAUGUCUGGAAAACACCAUCGGCAAGAAUAGUUACUCUGUUACAAUGACAGUAAAAUUGUUGCCUAACAAAGAAUUCCCAGAAUUUAAACAUGUGAAAUAUGAAGGAGAAGAUAUUCCAGCAUUAAAAUUCAGGAUGCAGAAUGCUAUUGACAAUGGAGUGAAGUCAGCACUUAGUUAUGGACCACUAUAUAACUCUAAAGUGAUGAAUGUGGAAGUUAAAAUAACUGGCCUGAAUAUUGGUGCCAGGACAUCACUUCCAUUCCUUCAGGCAGCUGCUAGUCAGUGUAUCAGUGAGGCAUUGAGGAAGGCAGACGGCUAUCUACUGGAACCCAUUAUGGCACUUAAUGUACACACGGACGAUAACCAUUUACAUGCUGUUCAGUCAGACAUAAUUAAACGUAGAGGAGAAAUUAAACAAUUAUUGUCACAGAAUGAAGAGAGAAUAUUGGUUACACUUACACCUCUUGCUGAAUUGGUGGGUUACUCCACCACUUUACGGACAAUGACGUCGGGGUCGGCCACGUUUAACAUGGAGUUGGAUCAUUACCUUCAGCUGUCUUUAGUCGAACAAAACAAAGUUAUAAAUACUGUGUCCUAUUAAAUACAGAGAUUACAGAUUAGAGAUUACAAAGAUUAGUGUGUGAUUGUAUAAGAAUAGAUGUUUUCUUGUGAUAUAAUUGUAUGAUUCAAAAUUAAUCAUUAUUGUCAUAUCUUAAGAAAAGUACAAAUGUUGAAUACUGUAAAUUCACUUGAUUUCAUUGGUAAGAAAUUCCGUGGUUUUGUCACAAAGAACAUGUUCCUGGAUUCUUAACUUCCUAGACUGUAUAUUUUUCCAAAAGGUUAAAUGUAAAUAAUAUUAUGCAAAAUAUAAUUUUACUGCAGACGAAAUGAAAUUUCAUUGGAUCUUAGAUUCGUAGAUUGACCUAUCGACAAGAAAACCAUGAAAAAAAGUGCUCACUAAAAAUAAUGAUUUUACAUUAUACAUGGAAGGAUGGAAGAUAUGUUAACCCUAUAUCAUGUUGCAGUGCAUUUGUUUUUGCAUAGCAUUUGAGUAAAAAAAAAUAUGCUGUAAAGAUAAUGUUAAUUUUAUAAAUUGUAUAGCCAAAAUAAAACAAAAUAUAGAAUUACAA